AUGUGGAGGUCCAACGUGUCGGAUAUUGAUGGGGACAUUCUUUGCGUGUCCCAAUUUACCCUUAUGGCCAACACCUCCAAAGGGAACAAACCAGACUUCCACCUUGCCAUGUCCACUGAGCAAUCGAAGGAAAUGUAUGGUGCCCUCCUUCUCAAGCUAAGUGGCAUGUACAAGGCUGAGAAAAUCAAAGAUGGGAGGUUUGGGGCUAUGAUGGAUGUAACGCUGACCAACGAAGGUCCUGUCACGUUGACGAUUGACUCAAGGAAGGAUACUACGGCCUAG
Pleurotus ostreatus (oyster mushroom) is the source of this 282-nucleotide messenger RNA. It is a transcript of the gene DTD1, whose product is annotated as D-tyrosyl-tRNA(Tyr) deacylase. Gene Ontology annotation, cellular component: cytoplasm. Gene Ontology annotation, molecular function: D-tyrosyl-tRNA(Tyr) deacylase activity. NCBI's taxonomy places the organism in Eukaryota, Fungi, Basidiomycota, Agaricomycetes, Agaricales, Pleurotaceae. The transcript has 4 exons. Gene Ontology annotation, biological process: tRNA metabolic process. The record is from RefSeq and is a predicted model, not a curated record. The coding region runs from base 1 to 282 and encodes 93 amino acids.